Molecule: messenger RNA, 7305 nt
Organism: Cinara cedri
Lineage: Eukaryota; Metazoa; Arthropoda; Insecta; Hemiptera; Aphididae
Source: the annotation of a GenBank genome assembly
GUGAAACUAAAAUAAUUUCAAAUAUAUUUAUUUAUCACAGCCCAGAUUUUACAGCUGUGAGCUGUCUAUUAUUUUUUGGCCGUUGUGUACGGUCACAAUUUCACAAGAAGUAAACAUACACACACAAAGAGAUAGUGAAAUUUAUUUAUCUAUUUAUGUAGAAUCAAAAUAUUGUUGUUUAUUAUUUGUUAGAACGAGUGUGUGAGUUAGCAAGUAGUCUGUUAUGCAAUGUCUGUGUCUCUUUGCGUCUUGAGAUUCGAACUAACAGAAGACGAUACACAAGCGCAACAGCAAACGUUAACCAAUUGGGGUAGGUAUACCUACAUUUACAUAAAUACUUAUUACCUUCAUCGGAUUGAAUCAUUUGCAUGGAAUUCUAACAAACUUAAAUCUAGAGUAUAUAAUACAAUUGUGGUAAUUAACGAGCCAUAGAUAGUAGAGUGAUUUGUUUUAUUUAUAAUUUGUUGAUCGGAAAUUAUAUUUAUCUACAGUUUGACCUUAUGUAUAGCAUAAGUUUAAGGAUCUCCAGAGGGAUAUUUUGAGAAGCGAAGAAGAAAUAUGAAACAAAUGCAGAUUACCUUCAGUGAUUUUAUUUUAGUAUUUUUUAUUUUUCAAAAAUGUUUAUUAAGAUUUUGUAUUCUAAAAUAUUUGAAAUAAAAAUGUCGCUCUUUUUAUUUUGGAAUUUACUAUAGCGAUUUCAAGACAGUUUUCACCGUACAUAAUAUGCUUAACAAACAAUUAUGGAUAUGGAGGCAGUAAUAUAUAAUCUGUUGGGCAAAUAAUCUGCUCUUUUAACCUGAUACUUCUACAAGAAGAAUAAUGUCCCGAAUAAUAUAAUAAGUGUAAACCUAAACCUCACUACAUGAGACCGGACUUGGAUCACCUUGCAAGUUUAUGUCAAAAAUUUUAAUUUAAAAUAAAACCUGAUUUAUAAUGCGAAACCACGUAGGGUAAAAUCGCUAUUUUUAUGAAUGUACUAAUUUUAAUAUCAUAAAAUAUAAUAUAAUGAUAACUAUCAAAUUGAAAAAAGAGUGACAAUUUGUUCAAUCAUUUUUUAGUUCAGUACAUUAGAACACAUUUUGGAUAAAAAAAAAAUAAAUUAAAAACUAGCACUAGAGCUAACCUGCAUUUAUGUUGUUUCUCUUCAUAAUACUUCUUAUUAUAAACAUAGAUAUAUUAAAUUUACAUUUAUUAUCAAUCAAAUAGCCGAUUGCCAGUUUUUAACCCAUCUCUUACUAAAAUUCUUAUCCAUACCUAGUAAUGGGUAUUACGAAUCUUAAACACAGAAGUCAUAUAUUAUAUAUUAUAUUAUGCUGUAUAAAGCUAGAUUUAACUUAAAAAUGUAUUAACACAAUUUUACUAUCAUAUGAAUGAAAUGAAUAUUUAUUAUGAAUGAAAUUUAUGCUUUUAGAUAAAAGGAAAAUCAUGUCUUGUCGAGGACGUCGUAAAUCUAGAGAGUUAACAGUAGAAACAUAUAGUCGUGUUGAUGCUACAACACCCAUCGAACCAGUGAUCGAUGAAAAUUUAAAAAAAGUAGAAUUUCUUAAGAAGUCAAAUACUAAAACAAUAAGUUCUAAGGGAUUAAAGAAAAAAAAUAAAAAUAAAAGAAAUCAUGGUGAAAAUGUGUUAAAUCCUGCAGAACAAAUUAACUUUAUUUCAGGAAAUCCAUUUGUUGAAGUAACUAAAGGAGUUCUACAUAUUUAUAAAGAAAAGUGAGAAUUUAAAUAAAUUUAGUAAUUUAAUUUCUAAUGUUUUUAACAUAUUAUAUUUAAGCGUGGCUAUACAUUGUAGUCUAUGACUAUUUAAUUCUAUAGCAUUUUUAUAGUUUUUAUAUCUCUAAUAAAAAUUAUUUACCUAUACACUUUUAUAGCAAAUUGACACCGGUAGAGAAUGCAAGUAGUCAUAGUCAAAUGAUAUGUAUUUUGUCUGUACCUUCAAAUAUGAAUUGCCAUGACUUACUUACUUUUAUUGCUGCUUGCCAAGAGAAUAUUCAUCACAUACGUAUAAUACGAGAUGCUGCAUCUCUUAAUCAGUACAUGACUCUUAUUUCAUUCAGAACCCAAGUAAGCCUAAUCUUUAUGUACUAGAUAAUAGUGAAAAUAAACAGCAUGGAUUUAAAAAAUAAUAAUUAGGAAGCAACUAUGGAUUUCUUUCAUUCAUUCAAUGGUAUGCCAUUCAAUUCAUUGGAACCAGAUUGUUGUUGCAAUUUGGUUUUUGUAUCUAAAGUUGAAGUAAUGAAAGAAUAUGAACCAGGAUCCAGUGCGCCUCCUUCUCAGCAUACUGAACUUCCGGUGUGCGCUGUUUGUUUAGAACGUAUGGAUGAAUCAGUUGAUGGUAUUUUAACUAUACUUUGUAAUCAUUCAUUUCAUGGGAAUUGCUUGACCAAAUGGGGUGAUACUAGGUAAUGCAAAAAAUAUAUUAAACAUUUGUUAUUACAAGAUUAAGUAAAUUUGAUUUUCAUUUAAGUUGUCCAGUAUGCCGAUAUGUUCAAACGCCUGAACCAAUUCAAGACAACCAAUGCCAAGAGUGUCAUUCUUCCGAAUCGUUAUGGAUAUGUUUGAUUUGUGGUUAUGUUGGAUGUGGUCGUUAUGUUCAAGGUCAUGCCUAUAAGUAAUUAUUUGGAAUUUAUAUAUUAUUAAUUAAUAACAUUCAAAUUUGUUAUUAAUACAACUCUUAUUUUAGUCAUUAUUUAGAAACAUCACACUGUUAUUCGAUGAACUUGGGAAACAAUCGUGUUUGGGAUUAUGUUGGUGAUAAUUUUGUUCAUCGUUUGGUUCAAAACAAAGGAGAUGGAAAAUUAGUUGAAGGAAGUUCUCCGGGAAAACUUGAUGUAAACUUAACCUUUUUUUCAUAAAAAACAUUUUACUUUACACAUUCGUUUUAAUUUACUGUCAAAUAUUUUAAUUUAGUAAAUAUUGUUAAAGGAUACAGAUCAAAAGAUAGAAUCAGUUCAACUUGAAUUUACAUACCUGUUGACUACUCAAUUAGAAUCACAAAGGAAGUAUUUUGAAAAUCAAAUGAAGCAUUUUGAAGAAAAUACAUUUAUUGAAGUAAAUUAUUACACAUUUUUGAAAAGUAUGGUGGUAUUAAACUUUUUUAAUAGCACAAAUGAUUGCAUUAAAAAAUUAAAUUUUCAGCCCAGAUUAUACACUAUACUACCUCCUCUUUCUGGCCAUACUACUCUAAGAGUUUUGGCCGUCACUUCAAUAUCUCGCCACUUUUCUCUAUUUUAUACAAUUUCUUGCCAAUCUUCUAUGCUCAUUGCAUUUAGGACUUCUGUCACACCAUUAAUCCACCUUCUUCUUGGACGUCCCCUUGGUUGGUUUCCUACAGGUUUUUAUUCAAGGGCAACCCGUAACUGGUCGUUUUCUUCUCAGGAUAUGGCCUAGCCAUUGGAUGAUUUGACCUUUGAUGAAGCUAGUUACUGGAGCCAAAUUCAUUAUUUCUUGCAGUUCCCUAUAGUAUUUUCUUCGCCAACGUUCCACAUUCAUGUCAAACAUCAGGCUGCAUAUUUUUCGCCAUAUCUUGUUUUCAAAUGGUUUUAGCCUCCUCUUUGUAGUCAUUGUUGUAAUCCGUAUGUCAAUGUGAGUCUUAUGAUUGACACAUAUAAUCUUGUUUUGGACAGUGUUUUGCAGUUAAGACAUUUUGGUAAUGCAUAACAUUUUUUCUACUUUGUUUAUAUGCAUUUAUUUCUUUAGACCAAUCGUUUUUUAUACUCAAAGUUUCUCCUAGGUAUUUGAAUUCCUCCACUUUUUCAAAAGUUAGACCUUCCCUUUGCUGCAGGUCUACAUCUCUAUCUAUUAGUUCCAUUAAAUUUGUCUUGUUUGGUGGCAGACCACCAGUUGGGAACCACCAUAAUAAACAAAUAUAUCUUUUGUGCUUAUGUUAAUGAGGAAAUAUUGUGUGAUGUUCACUUUUUAUAAAUAAAAUAUUUAAAAUGUUUUUUUUUAAAUAUUUUAUAAUUUAUUUAGACAAAUAAAACUGAAGCUAAAUUCAAAAAAGCACUUAAGGAAAAUGAAAAAUUACAGAAAAUCAUUAGUGAUACUUCUAAAGAUACUAUAUUACAACAAAAAAUUGAUGAAAACCAAAAACUCUCAGAACGUUUAAAUACAAUCACUAAAGAAAAAUCAAUUCUGGAAAAGAAGGUAUUUUUUUUAAGUAUUAACUAGUUUUCCUGUAUUUUGUAUUUAUCACCAAGGUAACCCAUUAAUCAAUAAAAAAAAAAAAAUUAGAUUCUACCAAAAAUACCAACAACUCUGUAUAAUCCUUUAAAAUAAAUAUGUAGGAAAAAUAGUCUACAUAUUAUUCUUUAUGUAGAACUAUAUCUAUGCAUAGUUUCUGUUCUACCGUUUAGUAGUUUUGGUAUGAGGGAAUUAGAAUUUUUUGCAUUUAAAAUAUUGAGUAGGAAUAAUUGAACAUUUAACAAUUUAUUUUAUUAUAUGUCAGGGUUAUGUUAAGGGGGGGCAAUCAAUAUAAAACUUGGCAUAAAGUUAACAAUAUCGCUAUUAUUACUAUUGUAACUUAUUUUAAACUCUGUGAGUAAUUAUGAAUAGGUGUUUUUUGGUAAUAGAAAAACAUAAGUACAACCUAUUAAUGUUAAAUAUUCACCUAGAAAAAAAUUCAAGAUUAAGGAAAAAUCUUAUUUGAUGGAGAUAAAAUGUUAAAAUUAUAAAAAUAAAAACAAUACGUUCGGGAGGAAUCAUCCUCGGGUAAUAUCUUAGGGUAGGGCAUUUAAAAAUCAAUGUCCCUGAGUGCAAAAUGGCUUUAUAUGGCUCUAUAUCAUUUUCAAUCAUUAAUAUUUAUUUUUAUAUCAAUUUUAGGUUCAUAAUUUAAAAAAUAAAUUAGAUGAAGAAUGUCAAAUUAACUUGGCAUUACAGAAAAAUCAAAAAGAAUGGCAUUUAAAAUUUUCAAACUUAGAAAAAGAUUUCACCAAUUAUAAAAUAACUAAAGAUCAAGUAAAUAUGUUAAAAUUAUUAAGUAAGAUCUAUUUUCUAAUUAAAUCAUAGACAUAUAAUACUAUAUCAAACUUAAGUUAUUAUUAGUUAUAAAUAUUAUUUAUUAAACUUAUUACUAUACAUUGUACUAUUCUGUAUCUAUGAUUUAAAGAAUAGAAACUAUACUAUUGAUUACUAUAUACUAUUGAUUUUAUAAUUGUUAUGACGGCAACCAUUUACCAUUGUAAUGUUGUUUUUAUUUAAUAAAACAUUUUAUAGGAAAUUGGUGAAUUGAAAGAACAAGUUCGUGAUCUUAUGUUUUUCUUGGAAGCUCAAAAUACAAUUGACAAAAGUGUGAACCGGGAUGAAAUUGUAAAUGGAUCUGUGAUUGUGGAACAGCAAAAUCCAUCUGGUCAAAAAAAGACCCCUAAAAAUAAAAAGCAUAGAUAAUAUGUACAUUUUUUUAAAUGUGUAGAGUUUUUUUUAUUAUUAUUAAUUAUUUUGAGGGAGAGUUCAACUUGUAUUUAUAAUAAACUUUGUGUAAAUUUACAUUUUAUUUUUUCUUAUUAUAAUAUAUAUAGCACACUAAAAAUAUUUUUAUUAUAUUACUUAAACUUAUAGGUGCAAUACAACUUAAUUACCUUAAUUCUUGAUGAUGAUAUUCAAAAUUGUGAUAUACCUACUUAUAAUAAUAAUCAUAAUAAGUGUUUACCAUAUUUUUAACUACACUACAAAUUAAUAUUAAGAUUUAAAACACAGAUUCAAAUAAUUAAUCAUUAAAUAUAAUAUGGACAUGUGUAUUUAACUAUAUAAUGUAUGUAAUUACAUAAGUAUAUUCAUAUUUUAUUAAUUAUUAUACUAUCUGUAGUUCUAUACUAUAUUAUUAAUUUGAAAAUUGUAUAAACAAAAAAAAAAAAUACCUAUUAAUAAUAAUUGCACAUAUUAUGUAUGAAAUAAAUAAUAAAUAUUAUCGAAUUGAUCUUUUUGUAAAAUUUUCUCUCAACAUAAAGACUUGCACUAUAUUGGGUCUGUUAUAUUAAUGAAUUUUGUACAUAAUAUUAAAACAUAAGAAUUAUAACAUAAUAUAAGAAUAAUGUUAUGAUAAUUAAAUCAUAACAUAAGAGUUAUUGAACUUAUCAAAAUAUAAAAAUUCAAAUAUGUGAUUAUUACCAUAUCAAUACCCCGUAACCACCACUGUUAAUUUCUUAUGUUUGCUAUAUUUUGUUGGAAAAUAUAUGUUUGGAACCAUAUUUUUUGGAAAGUAAUUUAUCACAAACUUAUUCUGUUGGAAUUGAAUUUAAGUACAGAUCCCUCCAAAUAAUUCAGAAGUGUGAAAUUGUGUAUAUUAUGAAUGCCAUUAGUAUCAAGGAUGUGCUUUCCGCGAGUUUCACCCUUAAAUUUUAUUUUUUUUCCACGUGUCAGCAAACAAUAUCACCCAAACUUUGAUAAGUUCUAAAAUAAUGAAAACUAACUGUCAAUAUGACCGAAACUAUUUACAUGUAAAAAGUUAGAACAUAUUCAGGCCUGGAUUGAACUGGCCAGCUACCGAGAAAAUCUCAGUGGGUCACUCAAAAUCAUACUUGUUUUUAAUUGAAUUAAUAUCAAUUUGAUCUAUUUUGUAAAACGUUGAGUCGAUAUUUCCCCAGCUGGCACUAAAUAUAUUAUAUUCACUGAAUUUUAAAUGUCACGCGCGAUGGUUUGAAGAUCAAAAGUCCAGAUGUAAAUAACUAUAAAUGUAUAUAAUGUGGAUACAAUCUUUUAGGUACUUACUGAUAAAUGUUUAUAUUAUUAAGUAUAUUAUAUUAUAUGUAACUUAUUAUGUUUAUUUCGGAAAAAAAAAAGUAAAUAAAUACAGAAAAAAAAUGCCGGGUAUACCUUUACCACUUAAACCUAUUAUUACAAGAUGGGGAACAUGGUUAAAUGCGGCACUUUUCUAUGCAAAUAAUUAUGAAAAGUUAUUUCAAAAUGUAAUAGAAAGUUUAACAGAUGAUGUUACAAGUGUCGAAAAUCGGAAACAGCUUGUACAAAAUAAUGCAGUCAUAUGUGGUUUAGCAUUCAUAAAAUUACAAUAAUAAUUUAUUUGCAAAUAUUUAUGAGUUGAAAAUUUAACGCGAUAUUUUGACAUGAAUUCGGUGGCUUAGCAAAGGGAGAAAGGUUUAGAAUUUUUGAUGUUAUUACUCCCCAUUGCAGCUUUUUUUGAGGUAUAGAUAUGGUUAAAAAUGUAGACUUCUAAAAUACCCCCUAACUCCCUUCCCCUAGUUGUUAAAUCCUGGAUACAUCUAUGCCACUGAUAUGGAUAUUUAUAGAUUAUUCAAUGAAUGAAAGAAAUGAAAGAUAUUUUGCAAUCACUUAUUAUUUUGAAAAGUUUUUA